AUGGCUCGUUGAAUUAACAGACAGAAACAAUAAAGACUUAAUUUGAUUUACAUAAUUCAAUUUGAUCAGUUGCCUGUGGGACCGUGUAUAGAAAAUAAGCGACGAUGUUGGAAGGGCUCAAGAACAGAGGAUAUCUGCUGGCAGCAGUUUUGUCCAGUAAUUUAGGAGCGUUCGUCGUUGGCCUUACUGUAACAUGGACAUCUCCCGUGUUGCCGAAAAUGAACAACAGUACAGGUAUCUUAAACGAAAAUCCCUUUGAUAAACCCAUUACGAACGAAGAACAGUCCUGGAUAGCAUCUCUUUCAUCAGCUGGAUCCAUUUUUGGACCAUUUAUUGCAGGAUUCCUUGUCGAUAGAAUUGGACGUAAAUGGACUUUAGUUUACGCAUCUGGGAUUCCCGUAACAACAGCAUUUCUAAUGUUGGCAUUCGGUAAAACCCCAGUUGUAUACUGCGUGGCGAGGUUCAUCGGUGGUUUGGGUUUGGGGGUAGUAUUUACUGCUUUGCCCAUGUAUAUAGGAGAAAUAUCUGAAGCCUCAAUACGGGGAGCUCUGGCGUCGUUUCUCAAUAUCUUUGGAGUUAGUGGAGAACUACUUACUUACGCGUUGGGACCUUAUAUAUCAGUUAAGUGGUUCAGCCUAACUUGCGCUAUAUUUCCUGUCACGUUCGUGACUUUAUUUUCUUUUUUUCCGGACAGUCCCCAAUAUUUUAUAUUGAAAAACAAUAUUCCCGCUGCAAAAUCAUCCCUUGCAAAGCUAAGGGGUACGAACACAGAAGGAAUUGAAAAAGAAUUUGCUAUAAUUAAGGACAAUGUCGAAAACGAUAUGAAGAGCAGAGGCACAGUAACUGAUGUGUUGAAAAGCCGUAGCUUGAGAAAAGGCUUAUUGAUAUCCUUAGGCCUAACAAGCAUAGCGCAACUGUCUGGUUUUCCGAUUGUCUUAGCAUACGCGACUGAUGUUUUUAACGCUUCUGGAAGCUCAUUUGAUUCCAAUAUUUCUUCCCUUAUAGUUGGCUUAGUCCAGUUUGUUACAGCUUUUACUACUCCUGCUUUGGUGGACCGAAAAGGAAGGAAAUUUUUGCUUUUGAUAUCAGCAAUAGGAAUGAUGAUAUCGAUAAUACCACUUGGGGCUUACUUCUAUUUAAAAGAAAAUGACCACGACGUGAGCAAUAUUGGAUGGUUACCUAUUGCUACUAUGAUUGCUUACAUUAUUACAUACAAUGUUGGUUUUGGCGCGUUACCCUUAGUGAUCAUCGGCGAGAUAUUCCCGGCUGAUGUCAAAGCCGCUGCUUCUGCCAUAGCAACAAGUUGUUGCUCGUUUAUUGCUUUCGUUGUCACCAAAGCUUUUACUAACAUACAGGACGCUGUUGGACUCGGUGUAACGUAUUGGAUUUUUUCAGCUUUCUGUUUGUUAGGAGCGUUUUUCUCCAUUUUCUUUGUGAUAGAAACGAAAGGGAAAACGUUCGCCGAAAUUCAAGAAAAAUUAAGCCGAUGAGACUGUCAUAAUGAUCUUUUUUCACAACUCAGAAAUGUUAAUGCGCGUAGACGGUUGAAAGGAUAAGUAAACAGGAGUAGUUAUAUGGGAUCCUUCCUUCUACUUACUAAUUAUAAGUACUUUUUCUGCCAAUUGUUUUAAAACAUGUAAAAUUAAUGUGUCUAUAGAAAAUUACAGACAGUAGAUAAGGUGCACUUAAUGAGUAGAUAUCUAUUGAUAAAAAGUGCGCGUGUUGACACGCAAUCGCUUCAAAGGCAGUUUUUUUUUUCAAAGUACCGCUUAUGUCAGAAGUUUCUUUCGGCGGACUUUGUGUCCAGACAGAAGGCGUUUAGGUGAUGUUUGUGUUCAAAAGCUUAUAUUUUUGUAAAGAAACACCUAUUUUCUCUUUAAAUAAAAUUACUAUCGUCA
Messenger RNA from Agrilus planipennis (emerald ash borer), 1898 nucleotides. Its product is annotated as facilitated trehalose transporter Tret1-like. Gene Ontology annotation, biological process: carbohydrate transport; transmembrane transport. The record is from RefSeq and is a predicted model, not a curated record. Bases 105 to 1490 code for a protein of 461 amino acids. Lineage: Eukaryota; Metazoa; Arthropoda; Insecta; Coleoptera; Buprestidae. The transcript is spliced from 2 exons. Gene Ontology annotation, molecular function: sugar transmembrane transporter activity. Gene Ontology annotation, cellular component: membrane.